AGGGAGACUGCCCGGGCGGGCAGUGGUUGAGCGAGGGGAACCGGGUUGCCGACCCAUCGCUAUGGCCUCGCUCCCCGUAGCCGCGAACUGGACGGACGGGGGAACAGCGGGUGCGGACGCCGGGAACCCGAGUGCCGCGCUCGAGGCUGGGGCAGCCGCGGGAGAGGCUGACCCCGAGUGGCUGCAACUGCUAGCCCAAGCCGGCAAUCUUUCCGCUUCCUCCUCCACGCUGGGACUGGCCGCGGCCUCCGCGGCGCCUUCGCAGUUCCGGGCCAACCUCACCAACCAGUUCGUGCAACCGUCUUGGCGCAUUGCGCUCUGGUCCCUAGCGUACGGCGUGGUGGUGGCCGUGGCGGUCUUCGGGAAUCUCAUCGUCAUCUGGAUCAUCCUGGCCCACAAGCGCAUGCGGACCGUCACCAACUACUUCCUCGUGAACUUGGCUUUCUCCGACGCCUCCAUGGCCGCCUUCAACACCUUGGUCAACUUCAUCUAUGCGCUUCACAGCGAGUGGUACUUCGGAGCCAACUACUGUCGCUUCCAGAACUUCUUUCCUAUCACAGCAGUGUUCGCCAGCAUCUACUCUAUGACGGCCAUUGCAGUGGACAGGUAUAUGGCCAUUAUUGAUCCCUUGAAGCCCAGACUGUCUGCCACUGCAACCAAGAUUGUCAUUGGAGGCAUUUGGAUUCUAGCAUUUCUACUUGCCUUCCCUCAGUGUCUUUACUCCAAAACCAAAGUCAUGCCGGGCCGUACUCUUUGCUAUGUGCAAUGGCCAGAAGGUCCCAAACAACAUUUCACUUACCAUAUUAUUGUUAUUAUACUGGUGUACUGUUUCCCAUUGCUCACCAUGGGUAUCACAUACACCAUUGUUGGAAUCACUCUCUGGGGAGGAGAGAUCCCAGGGGACACCUGUGACAAGUAUCAUGAGCAGCUAAAGGCUAAAAGGAAGGUUGUAAAAAUGAUGAUUAUUGUCGUGGUGACAUUUGCCAUCUGCUGGCUGCCCUAUCAUAUUUACUUCAUCCUCACUGCAAUCUAUCAACAACUAAAUAGGUGGAAAUAUAUUCAGCAGGUCUACCUGGCUAGCUUUUGGCUGGCAAUGAGCUCAACCAUGUACAAUCCCAUCAUCUACUGCUGUCUGAAUAAGAGAUUUCGAGCUGGCUUCAAGAGAGCAUUCCGCUGGUGUCCUUUCAUCAAAGUUUCUAGCUAUGAUGAGCUGGAGCUCAAGACCACCAGGUUUCACCCGACUCGGCAAAGCAGCCUGUACACUGUUACCAGGAUGGAGUCCAUGACAGUGGUGUUUGACCCCAAUGAUGUGGAUAAGACCAAAUCCAGUUGGAAGAAGAGAGUGCCUCCAAGAGACCCAAGCUUCAACGGCUGCUCCCACCGGAAUUCCAAAUCUGCCUCCACCACUUCAAGUUUCAUAAGCUCACCCUAUACUUCUGUGGAUGAAUAUUCCUAA
Messenger RNA from Globicephala melas (long-finned pilot whale), 1456 nucleotides. It is a transcript of the gene TACR3, whose product is annotated as tachykinin receptor 3. Gene Ontology annotation, biological process: G protein-coupled receptor signaling pathway; positive regulation of flagellated sperm motility. Lineage: Eukaryota; Metazoa; Chordata; Mammalia; Artiodactyla; Delphinidae. Gene Ontology annotation, cellular component: plasma membrane; sperm midpiece. The record is from RefSeq and is a predicted model, not a curated record. Gene Ontology annotation, molecular function: tachykinin receptor activity.